AUGGACAAUAUCCACUCUGAUGGAACGAUUGACACGCCUCCGUUUUGUAUUUCGGAUGACGUGGCACCGGACGUUUCUCCACUUCUCCGUGAGCAUAUUGACACCGUUCUCCGUAAUUGCACCGCCCGUGAUCCAUCCACGAUCGACAUAAUUCUGUUUUAUAGAGUUUCGGAUUCUUUGGUGGUGGGACUGGGCCGCCAUUUGGAGUGCCGAGUGGCGUCGAGAAUGGAGAUGAGUUACCAUUGCCCAGGAGAUUGUGUCCUAUUGACAUUUGAUGCUGUUGUUGUUGUUGGGAACCUAGAAAAAUGGGAAAAUUGUAGAAAAUUGGCGAAAAAUUAG
Caenorhabditis remanei is the source of this 339-nucleotide messenger RNA. RefSeq lists its product as uncharacterized. The record is from RefSeq and is a predicted model, not a curated record. The transcript has a single exon. The coding region runs from base 1 to 339 and encodes 112 amino acids. Lineage: Eukaryota; Metazoa; Nematoda; Chromadorea; Rhabditida; Rhabditidae.